AUGUCUGCGGGCAGCCCAGUCCCCCCUGAUGGUCGUGGGGUAGAUGCACUAUCGAAGGGCGUCUCAGGAGACCCAGGCAGAUUCUCCACGUCGGAGAACUCCACACCCCAGCCCUCGGGGGGCCCUGCGGUCACCCGCUGCCCUGAGCGCUGGAGGGACAAGGCUCCGCUCCCCGCGCCCCCGGCCCGGCGCGGGAAGCAGCGUCUGGGCUCCACCGCGUCUGUCUGCCGCCACCAGAGCUGUAAAUCCACCGCCUCGCACAUCCAGGAGGUGGCUGGGGAUGACCGCUGCGCUCACUGUGCCCUGGCCUGCCUGUUCUGCGAGUUCCUGGCGCUCUGCUCCCUGGCGCUGGACGGCCUGGGCUGCGGGGCGCUGUGCCUGGCGGGGGGCUGCUGCACCAGGGGGGACCCCCCGGGUCAGGGCUGCGGGGGAGGCAGCUGCCCCUGUGGAGGGGGGUGCGGGCUCCUCCAGGACUGCUGCGACUCCGCGGACUGCCUGGAAAUCUGCCUGGAGUGCUGCUCCAUCUGCUUCCCCGGCUGA
Molecule: messenger RNA, 540 nt
Organism: Emys orbicularis (European pond turtle)
Lineage: Eukaryota; Metazoa; Chordata; Testudines; Emydidae
Product: myoD family inhibitor domain-containing protein-like
Exons: 3
Coding region: 1-540 (179 amino acids)
Source: RefSeq, a predicted model, not a curated record